AUGCAGCUGUCGGACCGUUUUGGUCUACCGAGGAAUGUAACUACACCAGAGGAUAUCCAGGUGUACCAGUCCACCUUUGAGCUUUGGAUGGGUAAUCUUCCUCCAAUCUACGAUUUCACCAAUCCCAACAAAAGAGAUGACGACUCCCAACCUUGGAUUAUCUUGCAUCACCACUAUCUGCAGACGGUAUCUUACUCCAUGGUACUUGGGCCCUUUAAAGGAUACUUAUCGAGGCCGAUGUCGAGAAGAUCGCCUUCCGCCGAUUUGAAAAUUCGAUGCAAUGGUAUCAACUAUUCACUCAAGUUGAUGGAGGCCCUUCGUGAAUUGUUUGGCUACAUUUACCCAAACGAUGCCAAUUUCUAUUUACUUUUGUUCAAUAUAUUCGACACCGCCGUUGUUCUUUGCUCGUCUAUUUCCAACGACCAAGAUGGCAGUAUUCCCAGACGCCCCGAGAUUCUACACGCGAUCGACGAAGCGCUGGCAAUGCUCAAACGCCUCCGCCGGGUCCACAGCAAAGCGAGGGCGGCAUAUGAACUUUUGGCUAAAAUUAUACAGAGGACUUGCCAGCCUAUGAAUUUGCCGGGAGAAACUUGGGCCUGUCCGCUAGAGACUGCGUUGCCAAUUGAGAGAGGUGGGCCGAUGUCAGCGCAGCACCCUAUCGACCCAUCGCAGCAUGUGGACGAUGCAACGUUUGCUAAUCACUUUGACUGCUGCCGCCGGGAUCGAAAGCCGACGCCCUCGUUCUUGACGACGGUAGGAUAA
Pochonia chlamydosporia 170 is the source of this 762-nucleotide messenger RNA. RefSeq names its product fungal specific transcription factor. The transcript has a single exon. NCBI's taxonomy places the organism in Eukaryota, Fungi, Ascomycota, Sordariomycetes, Hypocreales, Clavicipitaceae. The record is from RefSeq and is a predicted model, not a curated record. Bases 1 to 762 code for a protein of 253 amino acids.